Molecule: messenger RNA, 14734 nt
Organism: Trachymyrmex cornetzi
Lineage: Eukaryota; Metazoa; Arthropoda; Insecta; Hymenoptera; Formicidae
Gene: Dhc98D
Product: Dynein heavy chain at 89D
Exons: 52
Coding region: 1-14622 (4873 amino acids)
Biological process (GO): microtubule-based movement
Cellular component (GO): dynein complex
Molecular function (GO): ATP hydrolysis activity; dynein light intermediate chain binding; dynein intermediate chain binding
Source: RefSeq, a predicted model, not a curated record
AUGGAGAAAAAUGUUUAUGAGAAAGAUGAAAAGAAGGAAGAAGACAAACAAAAAAGUUUAAGGGACAAAGAUGAUAGAUUAUCUAUUUCAUACAUGGAUUAUCGAAUAAAGUGGAUUCGAGAUCGAGUUUUAAAGUUUCUUGGGCUGAUGGAUCAGGAACAUCUUUUCGACAAACUAAUUAACGCAAAUAAUCGAUAUUUUGAGGACAAGCUGCUCAACUUUCUCAUAUUAGACUUGUAUGGAGUGACAGAUCUAGAAAAGAAGUUGAUUUUCUUCUAUAAAACUUACAUUAGUGAAGUAUUUCAAGAGGAGGUUCCAGUAUGGGAAGAAAGAAAAGUGGAGAAACGCGAUGACGAGAAAAAAGAUAAAAGAAAGAAGGGUAAGAGAGGUAAAGCUAAAGUCAAUAAAACGGAUAUCAGUUCAGUUGCUAGUCGUACGACAAUGAGCACUAGCACGUUGCAUACAUCCAGUAUGCCAGAAUCCAGCGAAGAGGAAGAAGAGGAAGAAGAUGACGGAGAGCAGAAUGGCAGUAGCGAUUUUCCUAUUUAUCCUAGAAAAAAGGGAGAUUUAAAAAGCGCUUCUACUGGUAGUUCUGUUAUUGCACCACCGCCUGGAGAAGAGGACAAAUACGUUUUGACUAAGAAAAUGGUAGAGAAAGUCCGUCAGGUACCAGUGCUUCACAUGAUAUGCGGCCAAAUAGAUGAUAGUAGAACCGACCUGCAGGACAUCACGUUCUUCUAUUUUAUGCGCACCAGCGACGAGAGUAUACCUUCCUUCGAUACUUAUGAAGAGUGCCUUAAUGAGAUCACGAAUUAUGUGGUGGUCGGCUCGCUUGACAGGAAAUUCUUGUCCUCUUUGAAUAGAAUACUAGUCAACGUAUUUAAACCAUUGGUGGAAAAUCAAUUCAGAGCGCCGGAUAUUCGCGAGCAAACGAAAAACGAUGGAAAACGGAAGAACAUAGAUGUAGAAGCGAAAUCAAUGUUGAGAAGACCAUCCCAUUUCGUGACAGCGUCAAAUAUAGUAUCCCGCCAGGAUUUAGACGCAAACAGAAAGGCAGAUGAAGGGAGCACCACAAUCUCUAUGGCAACCUUACAAGACGAGGUUUUAAAGAGUAGGAAGCAAAAGUCAAGUUUGAAAGGAUUUGAUGGAAAAUCCGAACAGUCCAUUUCGGAAUCUAAGUCCAGCAAAUCAGUUCAUUCGAAGGAAAUAAAGAAACAGCCAGUGAUUGAACAGCUCAAAAGAGACAUUUUAGAUUAUCUUGAUAAUUUAAUUGAGAAAACGGAAUGGACGUUAGAACAUAUCGAAGGCGAUAUUUUGCUGACAAUGCCGAAGAUUUCAGAACUAAACGAUCCUGCGAUAACAGAUGAUAUGUUAGUGAAGAAUAAGGAUAUUGUUAAACAAAUGGAAGAAGUAAUUAUAUCAUGGGAGAAACAUAUCCAGAAGAUAAUGGAGUCAUACGAGAACAAGGUACUUCAGGGAAAGGGACCAAUAGCGGUGCAUCAAUAUUGGCAGGACUGCGAAACUGGAUUAACGAUGUUGGUUGAACAGUUAAAAAUGCCCAUUGUUAAGAGGAUCCUUGCUCUUCUGGAACAAGCAGUCUCGCCGAUCGCCUCCAACUUUCACUACUUCCAAACCGAACUCUGGAAGCAUUAUGUUGAAGCUAGGGACAACAAUAAGUUUAUUCAAACGCUGUUAAGAUAUUUUAAGUUGAUUACCGAAUCGGAUUCGUUUGAAUCUAUAUCGGAGUGCAUCCCCUCGUUGAUGGAAGGAUUGCAAAUGUUAUGGGUAUUAUCAAGUUAUUAUUGCCGUGAAGAAAGAAUGAUGCUAUUAAUGGACCGGAUAUCGUGGCAGCUCUGCGAAAAUGUCAAACAGAAUUUAUCGAUCGUUCGACUAUUUAAAAAACCUCUGGAAAAGAUUCUGGAAAAAACGAGUAUGGCUAGCGAGAUGCUGAAACAAUGGAAGCGAUUGUACUUGAAGACCAGAUUGGACAUCGAACUGUCGGGAAAGGGAGCUCGCUGGGAAUUUGAUCAGAAGCGUCUCUUUCAGGAUACUGAGUACAUCGCCGAGGUGUGCAGCGACCUCCACAAGAUCGCCGGUGUCCUACAAGACUUCUAUAAUAUCUUUGGGCCCGAUUUGAAGUCUAUCAUAAAUGAUCCGGCGCAGAUUGACGCUGUGGUGAAACGAGUGGACGCACUAGUAGUGCCGAUCGAAGAAGCUGAUUUUGACAUCUUCAAUGUAUUCAACAAGGAGAAUUGGGAAGCGUUGACCGCGUGGUUUUACGAGCAAGUGACGUUUUUGGAAGAUCAGGCCAAAUUCUACAUCGACGAAUGUUUCAUGGUGUUAAUCAGUGCCGAGAAUUCACUGGAGAUGUUGCUCAAGUUAAAAAAUAUGAAGACCCGUGCCGCUAUUCAACAACAGUUGUUCCGGAAGUUUAAUAUCAUUAUGCAACAGUUUAGUAAAGAGAUUAACGUCGUAGAGAACAUAUAUCAUCGUGGCAAAUGGCAUCCACCGUUGUUGACGUAUCAUCCGCCGAUGGCGGGAGCGAUCUUUUGGGUGAAGCAGUUGUUCCACAGACUACGCAGACCGGUUUUAAUUUUCCAGAAAGUACACGAACUGAAGCACAGUGAGCUGAAACUGCUUGCGUUCAGCCAGUAUUUCGAUCUUGCGAAGCAGCUGAAGAAUUUCGAAGGGAUGACGUUUAACGCAUGGCUAGAUAAGGCACUGCUGAUGGUGACUACUACCUUGAAAAAGAGCGUGCUGAGGAUAGUACGGGUUGAACGGGAUCAUCCAGCCACUUUAACCUUCCCGGACGAAGAGCGAGCCAUGAAAAAUCUGACUCAUGUAGUGUCGAAAAUGAAGGUCAAGGAUAUGAGUUCUAUCCUAUCUCCAUAUGAAUCCGUAGUGAAGAUAGAUGGUGUGAUAUCGAAGGUUAGCGCAGAGAUCAUAAGUGCCGCGGGCUCUAGAAUGGAGCAAGCACUUCCGGAAGUGAAGAUCGAUGCCAGAGGAUCCUCGAAGGACGGUAAAACUUCAUCUGUGUCCUUCGAUAAACACGACUUCGUUCGCGCGAAGAUUACUUGGCCAGAAUUUAUGAGUGGCGCCAUUUUGAUAGAGUGUCAGUUACGCUUUCAGAUCAACUUCGAUUGGGAGGUAUUCGAAGUCAUUAGAGAGGCAGAACUAAUGGAGCAGUUGGGUUUCGAACUGCCUGCGACUAUCAGAGAUGUUGGUAUUCAGAAGAAUCGACUACGAGCGGAUAUCGACGUCACCACGAAAAUGAUCGAACAGUACAAUAAUAUCCUAGAUAUGCUGGACAGAGCGGACAUACAAUUGCUAAAGCAGACUCUACAGGAUGUUGAGAAGAACAUUCAGCCUGGAGUGACGCGAUUCAAUUGGAACUCUCUGACCAUCUCAGACUAUGCGGCCGCCUGUCACAGAAUACUGAAGAAUUUAAACUCUAUUGUCGAGCAAGUCAAUCAGAUAAAGAAAGAGCUUGAUAAUCGAAUAGAAUCUGAAUUGCAAUCGUACCAUCUGUUUUCCACGAAGAAGGAAGUCGCUGAAUCAGAGGAUCUCUUGCCAUGCAAGAGUUAUUUUAUGGAGAUAAAAAAUCGACGAUCUGAACUGAUAUCGUCGAUGUUAAAGACUUAUCAGUCGAUUAGUCCAAUGCUUGUGAAACUAGAAAGUUUAGUAUUGGGUACUUCUACUGGGACAAGUCCAGCCAUGCAGCUCUUGUACGAAAAAUACGAAAAGAAAAUCUUUGCUGCCUUUAUAAUAUGUAUGGUCAGAAAUAUGGAAGUUCUGAACAAAAUGUUGAACAACACUAAACCAAUCUUCCAAGUAGAUGCAUUAUUAAUAACAUCCGAAGUAAUAUUACGUCCAUCGCCCAACGAAAUCUUUAGUACCAUUUGCUACGAUGUACGAGAUUUACUCGAAAGGCUGAAAGAAUUCUCCAGAUGGAUGAAUGGAACUUGCUUACAGAGCAAACCGCAAAGAAAGGAGCACUCACAGGAUUUAGUCACUUUCAGCUUCUUCGAAGACGUGAUGAGCAUUCGAAUAGUUAACGAACUUGUAAAAGUGAUUCACGACACAGCGUAUAGAAUCUCGGCUGAAUGCUGGCGAUACCUAUAUAGAUGGAAGAAAUACAGCAAUUUGUGGUCAUUUGACAAAAAUCUGGCUUGUGAAAAAUUUGCAUCGACGAAACCUACGCUUUUACAAUACGAUGAAAAGUUUGCGUUUUAUGAAGGCAUUCUGGAGGAACUCGAAGACAUGUCACCGUAUUUUGACAUAAACAGUAUACGGCUCAACUUGAAACCGCUUUUAUCAGGCAUCGAGCGUCAAGCGAAGGAAUGGAAACAGGUUUUAGGGAAUUAUCUUCUGUCUGAUACCGUAUUGGCUAUGGGCCAACUUAAAACUCAAAUCGAUACCUUUCGCGGCGAGAUCGAGCUGGUGGUUACGGGAUUGGAUCGUUUUGUGUCAAUCAUGCAUGCGAUCACGGACGUGAAAAAUACGGCGAUACAAGCCGAAGUGCAAUUUCUCUGUUAUCAGGAGUGCUUUCAAACUAUGCGCACUCAUGGGAUCGUGUUUUCUUCAUCAGACGAAGCGAUGGCGCAUGAAUUGCAACGAGACUGGGAAUCGUUGUAUCUCGAAGCGCUCUACAGAGCUACGACUUUAGAAAGCACUAACGACAAAUUUUCCGAGCUUACUCAAGAAGAAAUCCAGCAAUUCUUGGUUGACACCGCGAUGUUCGCUGAAAAUUUUGAAACAUUUGGUCCCGGAAGUAUCGGGGACGACCUGGAAUUAGGACUGAAAAAAAUGGGUGAAUAUGGCAAGCUGAUUAAUAAAUACGAGGAAAGGCGGCUGAAUCUGAUAAAGUUAGAAAACUUGUUUAACUUACCGUCUACCGAUUAUUCAACUCUCUUCAAGAUCAAAACGGAAUACGAGGGCAUGGAAGUGUUGUAUGAUCUCUACAAGGAACAGAGAAGCUCGCGAGAAGUCUGGGCGAAGACUCUGUGGGUGAAUUUGAAUCCGCAACAACUCAUCGAGGGCAUGGAACACUUCAUAAGGGAGUUUCGACGGCUGCCGAAAUCUAUCAGAAGUAUGAAUGUUGGCCACGCAUUAGAGACCAACAUGAAGAACUUCAAGAACUCGGUGCCGCUCUUCAUCGAGCUGAAAAACGAAGCUAUGCGCGAAAGACACUGGCAAGAGUUGAUGAAAAGAACCGGACAGUAUUUCGAUAUGGACCCGGACAGAUUUACUUUAGAAAAUAUGUUCGCUAUGGAACUGGGAAAGUAUCAAGAUAUUGCACAAGAUGUUGUAAUGUAUGCUGUGAAAGAACUUGCGAUAGAAAGAGGCAUGAAAGAAUUAGCAGAAGUAUGGAAAUCCAUGGAAUUUAAUGUGGUGAAACAUUAUAAAGGUAUAGAAGAACGCGGCUUUAUUCUUGGGCCACUUGACGAAUUGAAUCUGGUACUCGAAGAUAACAUGUUGACCGUACACAGCAUGGCAGCCUCGCAAUUCAUCGGGCCGUUUCUCAAUGUCGUACAAAAAUGGGAACGCACAAUGCAUACGAUCUCCGAAGUUCUGGAAGUGUGGGUGGAUCUUCAGCGAAAGUGGCUGUAUCUCGAGGGUAUUUUCGUGGGUGGCGAUAUUCGCUUUCAGUUGCCGGACGAAACAAAAAGAUUCGAUGAUAUCGAUCAAGCUUACCGAAAAAUCAUGACUGACACGUCGAAGAGGCUCAAUGUUUUGGAAUGUUGCUUGAUUUAUGGUCGAAAGAGUGAGUUUGAAACUAUGAUAGCAGCCCUCGAGAAGUGCCAAAAGUCUUUGACGGAAUAUUUGUACAACAAACGCAUUAUAUUUCCAAGAUUCAAUUUCAUUAGCGACGAUGAACUGCUGAGCAUUCUUGGCAGUGGUACUCCUACGGCAAUUCAGGAACACGUAGGAAAGAUGUUCGAUAAUCUCGAUAAAUUCAUAAUAGUAUCAGACACAGAUAGACAGAUGGCUACAGCUCUCGUAUCUUGCGAAAGAGAAGUUAUGGAUUUCAGAAAUCCCGUGUCCACAGAAGAUCAGAUUGAAAUCUGGAUGGGGCUGGCUCUUGAAGAAAUGAAAAGAUCGAAUCGAUAUUUAACAAAGAAAGCGGUCUACAAUUACGGCAAGGUGCGAAGACCAAGAACUCAGUGGAUACUCGAAUUUCAAGGAAUGAUGGUUCUCGUAGCCAAUCAGAUAUGGUGGACCGCAGAAGUCGAGAAUGUUUUCGAUAAGAUAUCCCAGGGAAAUAAACGCGCUAUGAAAGAAUAUUUACAACAACUCAAUACUCAACUGGAUGAAGUGGUGACAUUGAUGGGUACCGGUUCGCUUACAAAUAAUGAUAGAAAGAAGAUUGAUAUGGUUUUGACCAUCGACGUGCAUAUUCGCGACAUUGUCGAAGGUUUUGUUAGAGACAGUAUUGCGGAUCCUACAGAAUUCGAAUGGGAAAGCCAAUUAAGAUUUUACUGGGUUCAUGAUCUGGACAAUGUAUGGAUGAACCAAUGCACAGGCACUUUCGAAUACGGUUACGAGUAUAUGGGUCUUAAUGGCAGAUUGGUCAUUACGCCACUGACGGACAGAAUAUAUCUCACUAUUACGCAAGCUCUGUCAAUGCACUUAGGCGGUCCUGCUGGAACCGGAAAGACUGAGACAGUCAAAGAUUUAGCGAAAGCUCUAGGGCUCUUAUGUAUCGUAACUAAUUGCGGCGAAGGAAUGGACUAUAUCACGAUUGGAAAGACUCUGAGUGGUCUCGCUCAGUGUGGAGCAUGGGGUUGUUUCGACGAAUUUAAUCGAAUCGACAGUUCCGUUCUCUCUGUUAUUUCGACCCAGCUUCAAACUAUACGCUCAGCACUGCAAGUUAAAGCUCAAAGAUUCAGGUUCGAGGACCAAGAUAUCGUAUUGGACUCGAAGGUGGGAGUCUUCAUCACCAUGAAUCCAGGAUACGCCGGUCGCACGGAGUUACCAGAGUCUGUUAAAGCCCUCUUUAGACCAGUAGUCUGCAUAGUGCCGGAUAACGAGCUAAUCUGUCAGAUUAAGCUUUUUAGCGCCGGUUUUUUGACGGCAAAGUUGCUCGCGAAGAAGAUGACCGUUCUCUAUAAGCUGGCGAGCAAACAGCUGAGCAAACAAACACACUAUGAUUUUGGCUUGAGGUCCCUUAAAUCUGUGCUUAAUAUGGCCGGCCAGUUGAAGAGAACUUCCAAUGAUUUACCUGAAAACGUCGUGCUGAUGAGAGCCCUCAGAGAUACGAACUUACCUAAGUUUAUAUAUGACGACGUGCCGCUCUUCCUGGGUCUGAUCAAGGAUCUCUUUCCUGACUUGGAUUGCCCCAGGAUGCACUAUCCAGAUUUUAAUGAAGCGGUUGAGGCGAUAUUAAAAGAAUAUGGCUAUAUUGUUUUACCUGAGCAAGUUGAUAAAGUCAUUCAGUUAUACGAAAUGAUGAUGACUAGACAUUCUACGAUGAUUAUCGGUCCCACCGGCGGUGGUAAGACAGUGAUCGUCGAAACGCUCUGCAGAGCACAGACGCAUCUUGGUAAACCCACAAAAUUGCACAUUUUGAACCCUAAGGCUUGCACUGUCAUCGAGCUGUAUGGAAAGCUAGAACCUACAACACGAGAUUGGACGGAUGGUCUUCUGAGUAGUAUCUUUCGAGAAAUUAAUCGACCGCUGGAUUCCAGCAAAGAUGAACGAAGAUACAUACUUCUCGACGGAGAUGUUGAUGCAUUGUGGAUCGAAAACAUGAACUCGGUAAUGGAUGAUAACAAGCUAUUGACUCUGGCCAAUCAAGAGAGGAUCAAAUUGCAGAAUUAUUGCAGUCUGCUCUUUGAGGUAGGCGACUUGCAGUACGCUUCACCUUCAACGGUUUCAAGAGCGGGUAUGGUCUAUGUAGACCCAAAAAGUCUAGGCUACCAGCCGUAUAUGGACAAGUGGAUACAAACCAAAAGCAAAGCCGAUCAAGAUUUUCUUCGAGGAAUGUGCGAGAAAUACGUACACGGCUCACUUAAGCUUAUUACCGAAGGAACGUUAAGCUUUCAAACAGUCGAACCUCUUCGGACAAUUAUACCGCAAACUGGACUCAAUAUGGUAACUCAAUUUUGCUUCGUAUUUGAUGGUUUAUUGUCAACAUUAAAAUAUGAAUUGGCAAAACAAAAAUCAGAAAUCGAUGAAGAGGACAAUUUGUUGGUGACGAAAGAGGAGCUCUGGGAGGCAAUGUACAUUCAAGCGUGCUAUUGGUCAUUCGGUGCAUCUAUUGUAGACGAGGCGCGCUCCAAAUUUGAUGAGUACAUAAAGAAAAUAUGUGGAUUUAUGUUAGUGCAAGACACACCCGCUAAACUAGCGACCGCCAAAUUUAUACCCGUAUCUUUUCCAACUAUCUACGACUACGUACUGGAUAUCAAAAAAAAGGUUUGGAUGGCAUGGAAGUGGUUGGUACCGAUGUAUGUUCAUGACAGACAGAAGAACCUUUCGGACAUUUUAGUGCAAACAAUUGAUACUUUGCGUACUACCUGGUUCAUAAAUCUCAUGAACAAUCUGCAGAGACCGGUAUUGUUGGUUGGAGAAACUAGCACGUCGAAAACGGCGAUAAUUCAUGAGUUUUUAAGGAACUUGAAUCCCGAAAAAUACGAACAACUCUUAAUAAACUUUUCCUCGAGAACCACUUCAAUGGACGUGCAGAGGAAUAUCGAAUCGGUAGUAGAGAAAAGAUCGAGAGAAGUAUUCGGAGCUCCGCCCGGAAAGAAAUUAAUAGUCUUUAUCGACGACAUGAAUAUGCCAAUCGUGGAUAUUUAUGGAACCCAACAGCCCAUAGCGUUUCUUAAACUAUUAUUUGAAAGGGAUGGCUUUUAUGAUCGCGGGCGCGAUUUGAACUGGAAAUAUAUGAAAGAUAUUUAUUAUUUAGCAGCUAUGGGAGAACCCGGUGGUGGUAGGAACGAAGUCGAUCCGCGAUUUAUCUCAAUGUUCUCAGUUUAUAACGUAACUUUUCCAACGAACGAGACUCUGAAUUAUAUUUACACGAGUAUUUUAUCCGGACAUCUGCAAACAUUUUCGGAGGCAAUUCUAUCUAUCUCGGACAAACUUGUGCAAUUGACGUUGGAACUUUACGAGAUAGUUAGGAAGGAACUACUGCCGACUCCGUCCAAGUUCCACUAUAUUUUCAACAUGCGGGAUCUCUCAAGAAUCAUGGCUGGAUUGCUUCAGACCUAUCCUGAUUUCUUUUUCGUAACAGUAAAACAGUUUGUUAGGCUCUGGAGAAACGAGGUCACCAGAGUUAUAUGCGAUCGCCUCAUUAGCGUGCAAGAUAAAAAUUUAGUAAUCGAGCAAUUGAAUGAAAAAAUACGAAAUUAUUGGGAGCUAGAACCUGAAGUGAUUCAAUACAGUUUAAGAGACCCGAUACUGUAUGGCGAUUUCAGGAAUGCCUUCAGUGAAGAUGAGCCUAGAUUGUAUGAGGAUUUGUUAGAUUAUGAAGCAGUUUACAGCUUGUUUCUAGAGAUUUUCGAAGAAUACAACGAGAGGAACAGAACUAAGCUGCACAUGGUUCUCUUCAAUGACGCGCUCGAACAUCUGACCAGAGUGCAUCGUGCACUUCGGAUGCACUGCGGUCACGUACUGAUCAUCGGUACGGGUGGCAGCGGCAAGAAAUCCGUGAUCAAGUUAGCAUCCUUCGCUGCUGGUUAUCAACUCUUUCAGAUCGUUCUGCGUCGCGGAUACAAUGAAGCGUUCUUCCGCGAAGAUAUAAAGAAUUUGUAUAAUAUGGUCGGCCUAGAAAAUAAAAAGAUUGUGUUUAUGUUCACAUCUGCCCACAUUAAGGACGAAAGCUUCCUCGAAUUGGUGAACAGCAUGUUGACAGGUUUCGUGCCGGCUCUCUUCAACGAUGAAGAGAAAGACACAAUUGUCUCUUCCUGCAGAGAUGCAGCGGUUAAAGCAGGCUUUGAUAUAUCAAAGAAGAGCGUCUGGUCGUAUUUCGCUAAGACAUGCACCGCGAAUUUACGAAUAGCGUUGGCGAUGAGUCCAUCGGGCGAUGCUUUACGGACACGCUGUCGCAACUAUCCCGGUUUAAUCAACAACACCACUAUAGACUGGAUGUUCCCGUGGCCGCAGCAGGCCUUGGUAGCGGUAGCGAAUGUUCUACUCAGAGACAAUCCGAUCGUGCCGCGAGAGUACAAGGAAGUGAUCGUAAGUCAUAUUGUAUACGUGCAUACAUCCGUAUUACAAUAUACAGUGAACUUUGCGACGAAGCUGAGGCGACGAAAUUAUGUCACGCCAUGGCAUUUUAUGGAUUUUAUCAACACUUAUUUGAAUCUGUUGGUGGAGAAGAAGAACUUCAUAAAUUCGCGCUGCACGCGUCUUUCCGGAGGAUUACAGAAAAUCAUAGACGCUUCGGUGACUUUAACAGAAUUAAAUAAAGUCUUGGCAGAGCAAAGAAUCAAAGUAAAUGAUCAAACGAGGAACUGCGAACAAUUGCUCGAGACUAUCGGCAAAAGUACAGACAUCGAGUUGGAAAAGAAGACUCUGAGAGAAGACAAGAGGAAGGAAAUUGAGGAUAAGAAGAAAAUGAUUAUCAAAGAAGAAACGGAAGCUAAGCAAGCCUUAGCGGAGGCUCGACCGGCUCUCGAUGCGGCCAAACUUGCAUUGAGUGACCUCGAUAAAGCGGAUAUUACCGAGAUAAGAUCCUUUCCCACUCCGCCCGAACCAGUGCAGAUUGUUUCGGAAUGCGUUGCGAUGCUUCGUGGUGUCAAAGACGUGUCGUGGAAAGGGGCAAAAGGCAUGAUGAGCGAUCCUUAUUUCUUGAGGCACUUACAGGAGAUGAACUGCGACUUGAUCACUCUACGGCAACAACAAGCGGUAAGGGCGCAUUUGAAGAAGACGGAUAAGCUGGAUCAGAUGCAAGUCAUCAGUAAAGCAGGAUACGGCUUAUACAAGUUUGUGCUUGCUGUUCUGGAUUAUUGUGCCGUUUAUAGAGAGGUGAAACCAAAGAUGGACAGAGUUCAAGCACUCGAAGCGGAGUCCGAAAAAGCCAGGCGCGCGUUAGAAAAGGAAGAACGGGAAUUAAAGCGAUUGGAAGAAACGAUCAAAGAAUUAAACGAGAAAUAUGACGUCGCGAUGACUAAGCGACAGAGUCUUCAGGAUGAAACAGAUUUGUUACAACGACGUCUUUCGGCUGCUGACAAACUCAUCUCCGGAUUGUCCUCCGAGAAUGAACGAUGGCGAAAGGAUCUGGAGGUUCUUCAAGACGACUUGGAGAAGAUCACAGGAAAUUGUUUGCUCGGAGCAUCCUUUCUGGCUUAUAGCGGUCCUUUUUCCUACGAGUUCAGGAAUGAAAUGUACAGCGACUGGGAGAGGAGCAUCCUAGACAAGGAAUUACCUUUAUCAACGCCCUUCAAGCUCGAAAUACAAUUGAGCGACGACAUCGAAAUUACCAAUUGGAACUCGGAAGGUCUUCCACCAGACGAGCUAUCCGUACAAAACGGCAUACUAACUCUGAAAGCAUCUAGAUUUCCGCUUUGUAUUGAUCCCCAACAACAAGCAUUAAAUUGGAUCAAGAAAAGAGAGCAGAAAAAGACUUUAAAGAUCCUCUCCUUUACGGACGCAGAUUUCUUGAAGCAAAUUGAAUUAGCAAUCAAAUAUGGUCUGCCUGUGCUCGUUCAAGAUGCCGACGAGAUUGAUCCCAUCUUGGCUAACGUCUUAUCGAAAAAUAUCCAGACUGUUGCAGGACGAACUUUCGUCAUUCUCGGCGAUAAAGAGAUAGAUUAUGAUCCGCGAUUCAGAAUAUAUUUGACAACAAAAAUAACCAAUCCGAUGCUAGAUCCCGCUUUAUAUGCCAAGGCGGUUGUCAUCAAUUACAUGGUCACUACAGCAGGUUUGGAGAACCAACUUCUGUCAGUAGUGGUGAAAACUGAAAGACCGGACAUCGAGGAACAACGUGAAACGCUGAUUUUGGAAACUAGCGAGAAUAAGAAUCUGCUGCAGCAAUUGGAAGAUAGUCUUCUUCGCGAGAUUGCCGCGGAUCAAGGUAGCAUGGUGGAUAACAUCGAGCUGAUCGAGACCUUGGAAAACAUCAAGUCCAGCGCCAAUGAAGUAACGAAGAAGCUGUUGCUCGCGGAAAUCACUUCUGUCGACAUCAACAAACUUCGCGAAAACUAUCGUCCGGUAGCGGAACGGGGCGCAAUUCUAUUCUCCGUGCUGGCCGACAUGGCCACCGUAAAUGCCAUGUAUCAAUACUCUCUGAUCAGUUACAUUGAGGUGUUCACCCACUCGCUGAAGAGAUCGUUACCGGAUCCAGUGGUCACUAAACGACUGAAAAAUAUUAUUCCAAUGUUAACGAAGAAUGUCUACGAUUACGGCUGCACUGGUAUCUUCGCGCGGCACAAAUUGCUCUUUUCCCUGCAAACUUGCGUAAAGAUAGAACAGAACUUGGGCAACGUGAACCAGAAGCAAUUAGAAUUCUUCAUCAAGGGCAGUGUGGUUCUAGAAAAAGUAUCCAAAUCGAAUCCUACCAAAUGGCUGCCGUUAUCGGGUUGGGAGGAUGUUCUCAAGUUGGCGAGCGAUUUCCCAGAGAAGUUCGGACAACUUCCGGAAGAAAUACGAGAUUGUGAAGAUGAAUGGAAGAAGUGGUACGACUCGGAUACACCAGAAUCUGAAGAACUUCCGUGUGAUUAUAGUACGCGAAUGACAUCGUUCGAAAAGCUAAUGUUGAUACGCUGUUUUCGAAUCGAUCGCGUAUAUCGUGGUAUUAUCAAUUACAUUAUCGAAAUUAUGGGCAAGCAAUACAUUACGCCGCCUCACGUGAGCUUCGACAUGAUUUUCGAAGAAAGUACACCGACCAUGCCAGUAGUCUUCAUCUUAAGCCCGGGUUCGGAUCCCACUUCAGAACUGAUGAAGUUGGCUGAUCGAUACGGUUGCGGCGGAGGCAAAUUUAGAUAUCUCUCGCUCGGUCAGAGCCAAGAAAAAAUCGCAAUGGAAUUAUUGGGAACGGCAAAAACAAGAGGUCAAUGGCUGAUGUUCCAGAAUUGCCAUUUACUGUUGUCCUUCACGAAGAAUUUAGAAAAGAUCGUGGAGAACAUAGAGAAGCCUCAUCCCGAUUUUCGCUUGUGGCUCACUACGGAACCCACCCCUAAUUUUCCAAUCGGAAUACUUCAACAAUCUUUAAAAGUGGUGACGGAACCACCGAGUGGAUUGAAGCUAAACUUGCAAAACACGUACUUUAACAUGCGGCCACAGGUCUUGGAAAGUUGUUCUCAUCCUCUCUACAAGCAUUUAAUUUAUGUUCUAGCAUUUUAUCACGCAGUUAUCCAGGAGAGAAGAAAGUACGGUAAAAUUGGAUGGAACUUAAAAUACGACUUCAACGAGUCAGAUUUUAAUGUGUGCAUUACCAUCUUGAACACUUAUUUGACGAAGGAAAUGGCGACGAAGGAGUCUGAAGUACCGUGGAAUAGCCUCAAAUAUUUAAUUGGCGAAGUAAUGUACGGCGGAAGAGUGAUGGACAGUUACGAUCGUCGCGUUUCUUACACUUACAUGGACGAGUAUUUCGGUGAUUUUCUCUUUAACGAGCACCAACCGUUUCACUUUUACAAGGACGAUAUUGUCGACUAUGUGAUACCGCCAGAAGGAAAUCGCGACGAUUACUUGCAAUUCAUUGAAGAACUUCCGCUGGUGAACGGUCCCGAAAUAUUUGGGCUACAUUCAAACGCCGAGAUUGGAUACUUUACGCAGGCAGUUAAAGGAAUGUGGAAGCAUCUCAUAGAACUUCAACCGCAAACCGCCGUGAACGUCAUCGGUGUCAGCAAAGAUGAGUUUAUCGAUAACGUAGCGAAGGAAAUCUUGACCAAGAUACCCACGCCAUACGAUAUUAGUAAGGUCAAGAGAAAUUUCGGCGUUGGCGUAACACCGACCGCGGUCGUUCUAUUUCAGGAAUUGGAAAGAUUCAACAAGUUAAUAGAAACGAUUACGAGAACGUUGAAUCAAUUAAGAAAGGCCAUCGCUGGUGAGAUUGGAAUGGACGCAGUGCUAGAGAAUAUUUCCAUGGCACUCUAUAACGGUAUGCUACCUAAAGAAUGGACCAAAUUGGCACCAGACACGCGAAAAAAUCUCGCCGGUUGGAUGGACCAUUUUCAGAAGAGGAUAAAUCAAUACACGAACUGGUCUGGCGCUAAUGAACCCGUGGUACUGUGGUUGUCCGGAUUACACGUUCCAGAAACUUAUCUGGCGGCUCUGGUGCAAAUGACUUGCCGCAAGAACAAUUGGCCCCUCGAUCAUUCCGUUAUUUACACGACGGUGUCCAAGUUUUUCAAGCCUGACGACGUAGAAGAAAGACCCGAUGAGGGCUGUUACGUGUACGGAUUGUAUCUGGAAGGCGCUAGGUGGGACAGCGAGGAGCAUCGUUUACAAAGAUCGCAUCCGAAAGUUCUGUUUGAAGCGCUACCAAUAUUAACCAUAAUACCUACUGAAGUUCAUAGAUUGAAGUUACAGAAUACUUUUAAAACUCCCGUAUAUACUACGUCAAAUCGACGAAAUGCUCUCGGUGUUGGUUUAGUGUUUGAGGCAAAUUUGGCGACUCCAGAACACAUUUCCCAUUGGAUACUUCAAGGUGUUUGUCUAGUGUUAAAUACAGAUUAAAGAUCUUCGAGAUCGAUGAAAAAAAGACAAGAACCGUUGUAUUCUUCAGUAUAUUUCACGUAUAACUAAUACGUCUAUUAAUUAAUACUAUUAAUUAAUAGUAUUCAUUAUA